Molecule: messenger RNA, 991 nt
Organism: Bradysia coprophila
Lineage: Eukaryota; Metazoa; Arthropoda; Insecta; Diptera; Sciaridae
Cellular component (GO): PTW/PP1 phosphatase complex; chromatin
Molecular function (GO): protein phosphatase 1 binding
Source: RefSeq, a predicted model, not a curated record
AGGGUGGCAAAAGUCAAGAGCGAACUAAAUACUAAGAUCAAGAACGAAGACGAAGUCAAGGUAAAGUCAGAGCCGAUUGCCAAAUUGAAAAUUGCUACGGUCGAUGGUAAGAAACAAAUCAAAGACAAAGUUAAGCAAGAAAGCGUCGAAAAAAAAGAACAAGACAAAGUCGAAGCGAAUAAAAAAAACGGAAAAGGCGAAGGGUGAGACAGUGAAAGAGAAAUCCAAAUCUGAUGAUAAGGAACGGAGAAACAGCAAAGAAACUGCGAAAGAAUCGGGUGAUGUCAAGGAGUCGAAAGAAGCGAAAGAAAAAAGAAAAGAAAGUGGACCAUCGAAAAAGUCAUCAAUAUCAAUCGAGGUCAAAAAAGACACCGAAAAUCUGCCGAAAACCGUCAAAACAUUCAACUCCAAAUUCCGCAGUCACGGACUGGCCGAAGAAGCACCGCCACCGCCAAGCAGACGUGGCUUACAGCGUCCAUCGUCUCAGCCAACCGCUGGUGCAUCAAUACCGGGUACAACGGUAACAAAACGACCAUCACCGCCGCCCGAAAAGAAGGAUGCAGUGGUACCGGAAAAGAAGCUGAAAAUCGACACAUCGUUGGCAGUGGAGAAACCGGGCAUCAAACUGAUACCGGCCAAACCGAAAAGUGAGUAUCUUUCAAACAAUUCAUCUAAUCUUUGGUUCUGUCGACUGAUUUCAGAUGUGAAAUUUGGAAUUGGAGUGCGCUGGCACAUAUUGUGAGUUGUUGUUGCAUUGUUGGAACCAGUCGAUGGUGUUUGUGAGUAUUGAUCGAUAAAUUUACAAAUCAAAAGUUCUUUCACAGCAAACUAAGGAAGAUGAAGAAGAAAAAUAAACGAAAAAUUCUCUGCCUAAAAGCUGCGCCGCAAUUAACAAUUGAGUAAAGGGCAAUCUUUUUCUUGGAUAUUCAGUUCGCGCGAGAAUCGUAUUUACCGCCGAUCAUUCGAAUCGAAUUUAUUUGUCGAACAAAAA